GUUUAAAGAAAACCACAUUUUCCUCAACUCUCCUUCUCUCUGUAAUGUAAUAGGUCAUUCCUUCAAUUACCAAAAACCUUCUUUAAAUCCCGAGUGCGCGAUUCAAACGGCGCCGAAUAAUUCAAUUCAAUGUCGAAAUGGACGAGGGACGAGGACAAGCUAUUCGAACACGCCCUGGUUUUGUACCCCGAAAACAUCGCCGAUCGGUGGCAAUUAAUCGCCGAUCAUGUACCCGGAAAAACAACCGAGGAUAUAAUCGCUCAUUACGAUGACCUCGUUCACGAUCUAUUGGAAAUUGAUUCGGGUCGGAUCGAACUCCCGGCCUAUACGGAUGAUCCGGUUGAAUCAAACAAGAAGAACAUUGAAAUUGAGAGGAAGAAGGGUACCCCUUGGACCGAAGAAGAACACCGGUUAUUCCUUAUUGGGCUGGAGAAAUACGGGAAGGGUGACUGGAGAAGCAUUUCAAGAAACGUAGUGGUAACAAGGACGCCAACACAAGUGGCAAGUCAUGCUCAAAAAUACUUCAUUAGACAGCAGGCAAUGAAGAAAGAACGAAAAAGGUCCAGCAUCCAUGAUAUUACAACUGCAGUGGAUACCAACCCAGUGCCUCCUCAAAGCAGCUUUCAAACUCAAAGAGGCAACUUUACCAUGUAGAGAAUGGGUGUACUCACGGGGAGAACAGUUAAUGAAAUGAAUCGCAAAUGGUUGAAGAACAGAAUGGCGUUCAAAUUAUUUUUUUUGGGUUGCCUUAAUUGUGAUGACGAAUUUAUACCAUGGUUCUUGCUGUCUUGUGUUACUAGUCUGUAUCUUUAUGGUAGUUUGGUGUUUUGUUUUUGUGCUAUUUUUCCGCCUCUAGGCUACAGAGCGGGUAAAUGAACCUGGAAAAUGGUUAGAGCUGUACAUAAAAUAUGAGUAAUAUCAGGAACAUUCAAUAUUCUCUCU
Molecule: messenger RNA, 942 nt
Organism: Nicotiana tabacum (common tobacco)
Lineage: Eukaryota; Viridiplantae; Streptophyta; Magnoliopsida; Solanales; Solanaceae
Product: transcription factor DIVARICATA
Molecular function (GO): DNA binding
Source: RefSeq, a predicted model, not a curated record